Messenger RNA from Neocloeon triangulifer, 757 nucleotides. RefSeq lists its product as uncharacterized. The transcript has 5 exons. The record is from RefSeq and is a predicted model, not a curated record. NCBI's taxonomy places the organism in Eukaryota, Metazoa, Arthropoda, Insecta, Ephemeroptera, Baetidae. The coding region runs from base 50 to 433 and encodes 127 amino acids.
CGCAUCCAGCCUUCGGUGACAUCAACACAGGCAGCACACAGCUUCUUCGAUGGCGAUUUCGGUGACAUCGGGUCCGCGGGUGUUGCUGGCCGCUUGUGUGCUGCUCGCCGCAAUCUCGGCCUCCCACCAACAAAAGAGAGCGAUUGACUGUCGGAGGUUUGUCUUCGCUCCAAUUUGCCGUGGGGUUGCAGCAAAGAGGUCUGAUCCAACCCUGGGGCGACUCUUUCACGCGCUGCAACAUCAGAAAAGGUUACUUGCUGAAAAUGAAUCUGAUUUUCUUCAACCCGCGACUGUAUCGCCGGACGUCAGAGAUUUAGCGGCACCUGCGCCACAACUUCUGAAUAAUGAGCAGGAACUGGACGCUCGUCGCGACUCUGCCUACCGGUUUUACAUGCCGCGCUUGGCACCCCCACGCUCGGAAUACGAAUACUAACCUUCCCACACACAUUCGAUGUUGCACUAAGUUUGUUGAUUGAUUAAUUAUUACUUUGACGAAUAAUCCGCUGCAUAAAGAUGAGACGGCGCUCCCUUGAUUGAGUCAAUUCAAUUAUGUUAAGAGGCUGGGAAUUUAUUCACACACAACACACACUUUACCUAUACAUAUAUGUGUUCUUAUGGCAACGCUGAGAUUGUAAUUGAGACGUGCUACUUAUCAGGCGACACCUGCAUGCCGCGGCAAAUUUCCGCGUACAUAAUUUUCUUGUGCUGGAUGAACGAUUAAUUCAAUAAAACUCUCGCAAAAGAGGAUAGAUGAUAA